UACUUGGGCCGAAACCGGCCCAGAAGCGAAGAGGCAGAAGAGGCGCGUGAGAGGCGGAGAAGGAGAGGAGACUAGAGAGAUCUGAGCUCUGGUCAGCCGAGCCAAGCCUGCCGGUCGCCGGAGGAGGCAACGACGACCAUGAUGGCGCCGUCCUUGUCCACCGCCGUCUCCUCUCUUCUCCUCCUCCUCCUCCUAGCCGCUGCUAUCUCCGUCUCCUCCUCACCGCCGAUGCCGGAGGACAGCAUCCGGGUCAUCUCCGCCGAGAAAAGGAUCGACCUCACCAGCCCCAUAGUCAAAGUUUUCCUCACACUAAAGCUCGAGAAUGAUGCCACUGCCCCUGAAGCAUCUCAAGUUCUACUCGCAUUCACACCCACAGAGGUUGAACAUCUUGCGAUUGUCAAGGCGACCAGAGCGGAGGGGAAGCGCAAGAAGAAGAUAUAUGUGCCUCUCUCUGUGAAAGCCUCUGAUCUUGCUGCCGCUCCAAAUGGUGCUCGCCUGUACUCCAUUUUGCUGAGCACUCCAUUGAAACCUGCUGAGGUGACGACGCUGGAAGUAUUUUAUGCUUUGACACACUCUUUGGAGCCCUUCCCAGCAGAGAUCACCCAGUCAGAUCCCCAGCUGGUUUACUACCGUGACAGUGCUGUGCUUCUAUCUCCGUACCAUGUUCUGGAGCAGGUUACCUACAUCAAAAUGCCGAGCAAUAGGGUGGAGUCCUUUACAAGGGUGGACCCCACCAGUCGAGCUGGUAAUGAAGUGAAAUACGGCGCAUACAACAACCAGCUUCCAAACUCGUAUGUGCCCAUACUUGUGCAUUAUGAAAAUAAUCGUCCGUUUGCUGUUGUUGAGGAAUUUGUGCGCAAGGUGGAGAUUUCUCAUUGGGGGAAUGUCCAAAUCACUGAGCAGUAUAAGCUGAAACAUGGUGGUGCUCAGCACAAAGGAGUCUUUUCAAGGCUUGAGUAUCAAUCCAGGCCUUCUAUAAGUGGAGUGUCAUCAUUUAAGAAUCUUCUUGCAAGGUUGCCUCCUCGAGUUCAUUCAGUAUACUAUCGUGAUGAGAUCGGCAACAUAUCUUCAUCCCAUUUGCGUAGUGAUUCGCACAAGUCAGAACUUGAAAUUGAGCCCAGAUAUCCAUUAUUUGGUGGUUGGCACUGCACGUUCACCAUUGGCUAUGGUUUGCCAUUGCAAGAUUUUCUCUUUGAAUCAGAUGAUGGUCGACGCUACAUAAAUCUUACUUUUGGAUGCCCUCUGUUGGAUACGGUGGUAGAUGAUCUUACCAUCAAAGUCGUGCUUCCUGAGGGAUCGACAAGUCCACAAGCUGUAGUUCCUUUCCUGAUGGAACAAUAUCUUGAGACUAGUUAUUCAUACCUUGAUGUUGUUGGAAGGACGACAGUUGUACUAAAGAAGAGAAACGUAGUUGGAGAGCACAAUGUUCCUUUCCAGGUGUAUUACGAAUUCAAUCCGAUCUUCAUGCUCGCAGAACCGUUGAUGCUGAUAUCAGCCGUGUUCCUGUUCUUUGUAGCCUGCAUUGCUUAUCUUCACAUGGAUCUUUCCAUUGGGAAAUCAUAGGCUCCUUGAAAUAUUUAGAGGCGCUCUCCGCACUUGCCCUUCUAAUUAUCACAGUUGAAUCAAGGCUGCCUUUUGUGUUAGUUUGUACGGUUCCCGUGGGGGAGAAGAUGGUCUUUUUGUAGAACGUUGUCGUUGUAGGAAUGGGAUGAUGAGGAUGACUUUAUAUAAGUAUCCAUACUUGAUUGAUCUGCUCACUUAACUACGUUACGUACCGCUUUGUUCCUAA
Messenger RNA from Oryza sativa Japonica Group (Japanese rice), 1789 nucleotides. The record is from RefSeq and is a predicted model, not a curated record. Lineage: Eukaryota; Viridiplantae; Streptophyta; Magnoliopsida; Poales; Poaceae.